AUGGGUAAGGGCCCCCCUCGGGCGCGGGCCGUUGUCUGGGAAGGAGGGCGCCUCUUCUCUGGGACCUUCCCCCUGCAGAAGCCUUCUUUGGAUGCCUGGGACUUCUCCCCUUUGGUAGCUUUGUGGAUAAACCGGUUUUACAUCUAUCUGGGCUUUGUCUUUGGCAUCACCCUUUGGAUUUGUGUCCAGAUUGUGAUCAAGAAGCAGGACAAGAACUCACAGAAGAAAUCCUUUCCAAAAGUUCCUCGGGAUCUGGUGACAAAUGGUUCGCUGUCCCACCACACGCAGGACGUCUUUGUGUCCAGAGUGAAGAUUUUCUAUGGUUCGCAGACAGGCACAGCAAAGGGAUUUGCAGUCCUUCUUGCUGAAGCAGUUACUGCCCUCGGCCUGCCGGUGACAGUGAUCAAUUUGAAAGACUGUGAACCAGACGACCAUCUGCUGGAAGAGGCCACUGGUAGAAGCGUCUGUGCCUUCCUGGUCGCCACGUACACCGAUGGGCAGCCGCCCGAAAGCGCCGAGUGGUUCUGCAAGUGGUUGGAGGAGGCGGCCACUGACUUUCGAUUUGGUAGAACCUAUCUGAAGGGGAUGAGAUACGCGGUGUUUGGCCUGGGAAAUUCUGCCUACACGAACCACUUCAACAAGGUUGGCAAAAAUGUGGACAAGUGGCUUUGGCAGCUCGGUGCCCAUCGUGUGCUGGCCCGAGGGGAGGGGGACUGCGACGUGGUCAGGAGCAGGCAUGGCAGCAUCGAGGCCGACUUCGGUGCGUGGAGGACACGGCUCCUCGCCCGGCUCCAGGAGCUCCGGCGGGGGGAGAAGAAACCGGCCGACGGGGACUCCAAGAAGGGGCGCUGUGCUCCCGGCCAGCACUGCUCAGAGCAGCGGCAGGACUCACCCCCCAGAGGCACCGAGGUCAGUGGCCCUCCUCCUUCCUGCUCCCUGUCCUCGGUGGAGACAUUGAAUUUGACCUCUGAGGAGGCGCUGGAGAGCAGCAGUGAGGACGAGCGAGGCCUGGAUGCCGUCGUUGACGUUGAAGAUCUCGGCAGCAUCGUGGGCCGUGUGAAGAAGCGGAAGGGAGAAGAGGCGCAGUGGGCAGAGGAGAGUGGUGUGCUCCAGAGCUCCUGGAGGAAAGAAGGCAGCGAGCGAAGAGCCAUGAUAACGCCCGCGCUCCGGGAGGCUCUUACUAAACAAGGUGAGCGUCCUCACUCAUUCCAGCUCAACGCCGAGCAUUCUUCCUGUGAGCUCUGCUACUUUACUAAGUCCAUGCUCCGGGGGAGAGGAGGCUGCUACAAACACACGUUUUAUGGCAUCGAGAGCCAUCGCUGCAUGGAGACCACGCCGAGCUUGGCCUGCGCCAACAAGUGUGUCUUCUGCUGGCGGCACCACACCAAUCCGGUGGGCACUGAAUGGCGGUGGAAGAUGGACCAGCCGGAAAUGAUCUUGAAGGAAGCCAUUGAAAACCACCAGAACAUGAUUAAGCAGUUUAAAGGGGUGCCGGGCGUCAGAGCCGAGCGCUUCGAGGAGGGACUGCAGGUCAGACACUGCGCCCUGUCCCUCGUGGGAGAGCCCAUCAUGUACCCCGAGAUCAACAGCUUCCUGCAGCUCCUCCACCAGCAUGGGAUUUCCAGCUUCCUGGUCACCAACGCGCAGUUCCCCGCGGAGAUCAGGAAUCUCAAACCAGUUACCCAGCUCUACGUUAGUGUGGAUGCCAGCACCAAAGACAGUCUGAAGAAGAUCGACCGGCCACUCUUCAAGGAUUUCUGGCAAAGAUUUCUCGACAGUUUGAAAGCUUUGGCAGACAAGCAACAACGGACGGUCUAUAGGCUGACGCUGGUGAAGGCGUGGAAUGUGGAUGAGCUCCAGGCCUAUGUCCAGCUGGUGUCCCUCGGCAAGCCAGACUUCAUUGAGGUCAAGGGCGUGACCUAUUGUGGAGAGAGUUCAGCCAGCAGCCUGACCAUGGCCAACGUGCCCUGGCACGAGGAGGUGGUGCGCUUUGUGCGUGAGCUGGUGGACUUGCUCCCGGACUAUGCCAUCGCGUGUGAGCACGAGCACUCCAACUGCCUCCUGAUCGCGCACACGAAGUUUAAGAUCGGUAGAGAAUGGUGGACUUGGAUCGAUUACGGCCGCUUCCAGGAGCUCAUCCAAGAAUAUGAAGAUAGUGGCGGAUCAAAAACUUUCAGCGCCGAGGAUUACAUGGCCAGAACGCCGCAGUGGGCACUGUUUGGUGCCCAGGAAAGAGGCUUUGAUCCCAAGGACUCGAGAUAUCAGAGAAAGAACAGAUCAAAGGAUAUUUCUGGAUGUUGA
This is a messenger RNA of Elephantulus edwardii (Cape elephant shrew), 2301 nucleotides long. RefSeq names its product tRNA-yW synthesizing protein 1 homolog (S. cerevisiae) (gene TYW1). Bases 1 to 2301 code for a protein of 766 amino acids. NCBI's taxonomy places the organism in Eukaryota, Metazoa, Chordata, Mammalia, Macroscelidea, Macroscelididae. The transcript has 17 exons. Gene Ontology annotation, biological process: wybutosine biosynthetic process. The record is from RefSeq and is a predicted model, not a curated record. Gene Ontology annotation, molecular function: catalytic activity; FMN binding; 4 iron, 4 sulfur cluster binding.